CUUGUUGCCGUCUCCGCCGAGCCCCGCCAGCGAGGGCGAGAGCGAGGCCGUGGCCGCCGCCGCCCCUGUGAGCAGGCCGGCAUCAUGGCGGGGGGUUCGCCUGGCGCGGCUUGCCGGCCCUUCUCGCCGCUCCUCGGGCUGGGGCUGGCGGUGCUGCUGGGGGGCCAGCGGGGGGCCCAAGCUUUACUGUGUCUGUGCUCUAGUUGCACCCAAGCAAACUCCACAUGUGAAACAGAUGGUGCCUGCAUGGUCUCAAUAUCAAACAUGAAUGGAGUCAAGCAUCAUGUCCGAGCCUGUAUCCCUGAAUCAGAGCUUGUUCCUGCUGGGAAGCCUUUCUUCUGCCUGAGUUCAGAAGAUCUGCGCAAUACAUAUUGCUGCUACUCUGACUACUGCAACAAAAUUGAUCUCAUGGUGCCCAGUGGACAUUGGAAAGAUGAAGCAGCACCUUCUAGCUGGGGGCCUGUGGAACUGGUGGCUGUGAUUGCUGGCCCAGUCUUCCUUGUGUUCGUCAUUAUGAUCAUAGUAGUUUUCGUCUUUCACCACCACCAGCGAGUCUACCACAAUCGUCAGCGGCUGGACAUGGAGGAUCCCUCUUGUGAGAUGUGCCUAUCCAAGGACAAAACCUUGCAAGAUUUAGUCUACGAUCUGUCUACCUCUGGCUCUGGAUCAGGUUUGCCACUCUUUGUCCAACGCACUGUGGCACGAACAAUCGUCCUGCAGGAAAUCAUUGGCAAAGGUCGUUUUGGAGAAGUGUGGCGUGGCAGGUGGCGUGGUGGUGAUGUGGCUGUGAAGAUCUUCUCUUCACGUGAAGAGCGGUCCUGGUUCAGGGAAGCCGAGAUCUACCAGACUGUCAUGCUACGCCAUGAAAAUAUUCUGGGAUUUAUCGCUGCAGACAAUAAAGAUAACGGCACUUGGACUCAGCUGUGGUUGGUCUCUGACUACCAUGAGCAUGGAUCUCUGUUUGAUUACCUCAAUCGAUACGCUGUAACUAUCGAGGGGAUGAUUAAGUUGGCUCUAUCCGCUGCCAGUGGACUGGCCCAUCUGCACAUGGAGAUUGUGGGGACCCAAGGAAAACCUGGGAUUGCACACCGGGACCUGAAAUCCAAGAAUAUACUAGUGAAGAAGAAUGGAACUUGUGCUAUUGCAGACCUGGGUUUGGCUGUCCGCCAUGAUUCUGUUACUGAUACGAUAGACAUUGCACCCAAUCAGAGGGUUGGAACAAAGCGCUAUAUGGCCCCUGAGGUUCUUGACGAAACAAUUAACAUGAAGCAUUUUGAUUCCUUUAAAUGUGCUGAUAUCUAUGCCCUGGGCUUGGUCUACUGGGAAGUCGCUCGCAGAUGCAACUCAGGCGGCAUUCAUGAAGAAUAUCAGCUCCCGUAUUAUGAUCUUGUACCCUCUGACCCCUCUAUUGAAGAAAUGAGAAAGGUUGUGUGUGAUCAGAAGCUGCGACCGAACAUUCCUAACUGGUGGCAAAGUUAUGAGGCGUUGCGAGUAAUGGGGAAAAUGAUGCGAGAGUGCUGGUAUGCUAAUGGGGCAGCGCGGUUAACAGCCUUGCGCAUCAAGAAAACACUCUCUCAGCUCAGUGUCCUAGAAGACGUGAAAAUUUAAUCUGCAAGCCCCAUCUGGAGGAAACUGCACAAAAGCUGCCAUGCUAGAAUUGAUAUGUGGUGGUGAAGGCUACCUCUUAUUUCUACAAAGCCUGCUGCUAUCCAUGUGUGGACAACUUUGGCCUGCAGGUGAUUAAGAGAGGAGGGAGGACUUCUUAAGACCUAGUGCUCUUCCUGGUUGAGGAGCAAAACUCAUCUUUUUUUUUUCCUAAUUUGCUCAUGAGAGCAUAAAGAGGGACUUGUAUAGACAAAUGUUGGCCACAACUGUAACUUUGGUUUCUUCAGUGGAAAUCCCUUUAAAUUCUAGUGACAUACUUAUUGGGGAAAGCCUUAUGGCUUGGGAGAAGAAAAGACUUUAUUCAGAGGGAGGGGUGUCUUGAGGACUGACAUCUGCAUACAUCAGAAGCCUUGCGUGCUCCCCCUGCCUGGCCACGUGAAGCUCUUGACCCUUUUCUAGCUUGACACAUCUUAAACCAGCGCAGCUAUUAGUGUUCAACAGUGUGUGCACAUGCAAAGGUACGUGUCCCUGCGCCCUUAGGUGUGUAUUGUGUUCCCUUGUGCUCCUGUGCAUGUGCAAAUAAUAAUGUCCUUUUGUGAAGUGCAGGUGCUAGUGCCCUCUUUGUCUACUGAUUGUUAUCUAGCUUUCCUCUCACUUGGGAGAGGUAGAAAUACGCUGUGACACUGGUUAGAACUACCAGGGGCACUGAACAAAUUAUCUCACUGCCAUCCAUCUCCGCUUUUUUUUUUUUAAAGCAAGGGACAGCUUUUCUUACGCUUGGCUUCAAGAUCCCCCUAAUGGCAGUGCUGAGUAGAAACAUAAGAUUGCCUGGUUAAACAGAGCCAUUUGCAGAAGACUAGACGUCCACUGGAAUUGAAUUGAAGCUUGUACUGGUGUAAAAGCAAGUGAGGCGAAAGCAGGACUAAGGAAGGAUGUCGUCCUUAUAGGAUCAUCACCUUUCCAUAUCUCAAGGUGCCUUUGGCAGAACUACUCUAGCAUUUUACAUGUCCGGGUGUAAGAGUGUAAGCAUCCACUGGGGAAACGUAACUCAGAUGCUUCCAGGCAAGAUUUCUCCCUCAAGGAAUGACGACUGCAAAUGAGUCUGGAUUUUUUUUGAGAGAGAGAAUGUGUGAAAUAUAUAUAUAUAUAUAGUCUUAUAGUCUCCCAUAUUCUGGAAGCAGUUAGGUGUCACUUGCAGGGGAGGAGGGAUGGUGUGGGAAUAGAUUAACUGCAUGUAUUUUGUUUCAGUUGAAUAAUCAGGGGGUGGCAAGAUUGAUUUGGUUGUCACGUUUGCUUAGGGAACAGUCCGAGACUGUAUUAUGAUGCAAAUAACGCAUCAAGAACUCUAUUGUUAGGUCGGGUGUUUGUGGUAGAUAAUUCUUGAAGCCAUAACUUUUAACUGGAGUGGUUUGAUUAUUUUUUUAAUUAUUAUUUUAUUGUGGGGGGGGGUAGAAUUUUAACUUUUUUUUAACUGUUUAUAAGAGAAGUAAAAUUGAUGAUUACUUCUCAUUCCGUUUAUAAAGAAAUCACUGCAAAAAACACUUAAAAAUGCACACAGCUCGGUUUUACACUGGAACUGUUUCUGCUCAAAUCAUGAAUCCUGGCUUUUAAGACAAAUAGAGGCAGGAUUUUUUAAAAAUAUAAUACAUUCUGUGUUUGUGUGUGUGUGUGUGUGUUCUCACUCUGCCCCUUCUCUUGUCCUCAGCUGUGUCAAUGUGUAAUGCUUGAAGAGUUGUUGCAUUGUAUUGUGGAGCCAACUUUACCUGCUCCUUUUGGUUUGCAAUGAGCUGUUGUUUCUUCCAGUCUGUGUUUUAAAAGAUCUCAGGCACUCUUAUUCAUGGAGGAGUGUGUGGAGCUUGUGCUUUUGAUUGUAAAACUUGCCUUCCUCUGUGACUUCAUUCUGAUUUUUCUGAGCUAGAGGCUACUGCAUAUCUCCAGCAGUGGGAACACAGCUUGCUAAAUCAUUCCUGCAUCUCUGAUCAAAGACAAAAGGGUACCUGGAAAUUUUACUGAGAUAAUGUGGUCUACUUUAUGACUAGUAUUGGAAGCUGAAAAGAAUGCAUACGGAUUUAAAUGUUGCAGUUGGGCAGAUGUGGAAGAGAAUCGCACAGAUGCCUACCAAGCAAAAGGAUACUUCCCUAGCUAGAUCCCCCUGAGUAAAAAAAAUUAUUUUUGGAGCCAUUCUCUUUGAAAGAUUUCUUGGCCUUUGCAGUGUGAAGAGUGGUAUACCUGUGCAAUUAACUUGCCACUGAAAAACUCAGCCUGUCUGUAGGCCCAUUCUACCCAAGGGUUCUUUGAAGCGACAAAUCCUCUUUUUUUUCAGAACAUAUUUUCUGUUUUCUUUGCCUUUAUGGCACUGCAGCUCAGAGUGCUGAGAAAUAAGCUCCAUUCGAAUUAAUAAGACAUGCGUCCAUGUAACAGUGGUUUGACUUGGGAUGAAAUUUACAUCCUGGCUUAUAUUAAUGUGUUCCCCUUGUAGCCACACAUGGAGAUGAAUACAUGAAGAGAUGGCAAAUGUUGUGUUGCAUCUCGAAGUCUAAAAGGGACAGGCUGACUCAGACUCCGGCUUAUAGAUGCAUGUAUGUGUCUCAGUCUCUUGGACAGUAAUUAGUUUUCUCUGUAGCAUUUUUUUAUCAGUGUCCAAAGAACACUGCAAAGUUGCAGCAAAAACCUAGGAGUAAUUUUGCUUAGAGCCAGCAUGCAGGAGGUAUUCAAGAAGGCAUGAGGCUAAAUAUACUAAAUGGCCUAAAAACACUAUUUGCUUCUUCAGGGCAAGGUAAGUCUCCACUAGAUGCUCUUUUGGGAAGUUUCCAAAGUGCAUCUUCUCUGUACUGUAAUGUUUACCUGUGACAUGUGAGAGAGUUGGUGGUUAAGGUGCAGUUUGCAACACUACACUAGGCUGAAGAAGAGCAGAUUUUCCUGUUUCUGCUUCACCUGCUAAAAAGACAUGCUGCAUUUGAAAUCCUCAUGUUCACAAUUCACAAUUCUAUUGUUCACAAUUCUAUUGUGAAUUCACAAGACUAUUGUUCCUGUCCAUUCGGCCAUGGGUCCAAAAGUGAAGGCUGCUAGUUAUUUUUUUUUUAAAAAAACCUGUAGCUGCUGUGAUAACUUUAUUAAAAGCAACCAGUUAAAUUUGUACUACCUGCCCAUGUAUGCAUUCCCAAUAUAUUCAGAAACACAGGAAAAAUGCACAGUUGUGUAGCACUCUGCAGUUGUUUAGGAGUAGCCCAACUUUAUGAAGCUCAUGGGAAGCAAAGAGUCUGGUGUUGUCAAAAAUCCAAAUGGAAGAUCAUUCGUAAGGCGGAUGUGCUCUUAGGCAUGGAUCACACAGCAAAGGUGCUUAUAACAUGAUUUUUUCUUGCUCUUCCCAAGUGCUGAUGCCGUGGGUCUCACCAUGAACAAAAAUCCAUACAACAAGGAGAGGGGCUGCAGUGGGGGUGGGGGGGAACACACCUGUGACAUUGCCUUCCCCUUCCCCUUCUGUUGGCAGUGUUUCCAGUGAUGCAAGACAUUUGGCUUGUUUAAAGGCUGGUUCCCUUCCUUACUGUAGCCUCUUCAGCCAUGCUGAGUCCCACAACUGCCAGCGUCAGCAUUUUGGAGUUCUUUAGGGGACUUCUGGGAGGAGGAGGGGGAAGGAAGUGCUCCAUAGGAUUUGAGCCUUAGCCUUUUGUCAGAUGUAUGAGGUCUGCAUUCUCAGCUGGGGCUUAGUCAGUCUCUGGCAGGUGGCACACUGGCUUCAGAACAGAUGGGUUUUGGUACUGGUCUGUUUCUUCUUCUUUUUUGUCCUCCUCCCCUUGGCUCCUUGACUUUUAUACUUGUUUCAAGUUUUGUAUGUUUUAUUAGAAAAAGACUGUAAAAUAGCCACUUAGACACUUUACCUCCUCAGUAUGCAAAUGUAAAUAUGUGUAAUAUAGGAAAAAAUCUUUUGUUUUAAUAUAAGAAUGAGGUUGUCCAAUUUUCUGUUGUACAUUAUUAAAAUUUGUUUUUAUUCA
Molecule: messenger RNA, 5597 nt
Organism: Eublepharis macularius
Lineage: Eukaryota; Metazoa; Chordata; Lepidosauria; Squamata; Eublepharidae
Gene: ACVR1B
Product: activin A receptor type 1B
Exons: 9
Coding region: 85-1608 (507 amino acids)
Biological process (GO): protein phosphorylation; activin receptor signaling pathway; nervous system development
Cellular component (GO): activin receptor complex; plasma membrane
Molecular function (GO): activin receptor activity, type I; ATP binding; activin binding
Source: RefSeq, a predicted model, not a curated record